This is a messenger RNA of Aspergillus bombycis, 1152 nucleotides long. RefSeq lists its product as uncharacterized. The transcript has a single exon. The record is from RefSeq and is a predicted model, not a curated record. The coding region runs from base 1 to 1152 and encodes 383 amino acids. NCBI's taxonomy places the organism in Eukaryota, Fungi, Ascomycota, Eurotiomycetes, Eurotiales, Aspergillaceae.
AUGCGUCUCGUUUAUUCUACUGUUGCCUUGACGGCAACAGCUCUGGCAGUCCCGGUGACUGUUCCUUCUACCUAUCACCGUACUUCGACGGUUCCUGGGAAGGUCCUUGAAGCUUCCAACCCGUCUGAUGCUGGUCAGUUGACGGCUCGGACUUUCGGCCCAUUGAUCAACUGGCUCGGACAGCUUAAGGGAGGAAGCUCCUGUGAGGAAUGUGCAACUGGUGAAAGAACCGGCUCCGAUUCCAUGGGUGUCAGCAUUGACAGCAGUGCCGAGGAUUGUAAUGACGAGUCAUCCAGCAACGGGAACUCGAACAGCAACUCGAACUCCAAUAGCAACUCGAACUCCAACAGUAACUCCAACUCGAACAGCAAUGAGAACUCUAACACCAACACCUCUGGUGGCAGCACUGACAGCGGUAGUAUGCCCCCUGGUGGCAUGCCUCCCUCUGGCGGCACUCCUCCCUCUGGCGGCACUCCUCCCUCUGGUGGUAUGCCUCCCUCUGGCGGUACUCCCCCUACUGGUGGUACUCCUCCCUCGGGAAGCACCCCCCCUACCAGCGGCACUCCUCCUACUGGCGAUGUCCCCACUGGCAGCACCCCAAGUGGCACCCCUCCCACCUCCGGUACUGAAACUGGUGAGGAGACUGGCGAAGAGACUGGUGGCUCCCCUCCUACUAGCGGAACUCCUCCAUCUGGCAGCACUCCUCCUACUAGCGGCACCCCCCCUACCGGCGACGUCCCAACUAGCGGCGGUACCCCCCCCAGCUCUGGCACUGAAACCGGCAUCACCACUGGCGAAGAGACUGGCACUUCUACUGGCGGCUCCCCUCCCACUGGCGGUAAGCCUCCUUCCGGCAGCACUCCUCCCAGCUCCGGCACCGAGAACUGCGAAGCCUGCGAGAAGGGCAACAACUCUGGCAACAACUCCGGAAGCUCCUCCUCUUCCUCUUCUUCCUCGUCUUCCUCCAGCAGCAGUAGCAGCAGCUCCAGCUCCAGCAGUUCCUCCAGCAGUUCAUCCAGCAGCUCCUCGAGCAGCUCGUCCAGCUCGUCCGGCGGCAACCACGCCUCAGCCAACGCUUCCGGCCCCAACGACUGCGCCGAGUGCGAAGUCUCCGUAUCUGUCUCUCCUGAGGACUGCGAGGACUUCGAGUAA